Balearica regulorum gibbericeps (East African grey crowned-crane) is the source of this 1446-nucleotide messenger RNA. The record is from RefSeq and is a predicted model, not a curated record. Lineage: Eukaryota; Metazoa; Chordata; Aves; Gruiformes; Gruidae.
GACUGUGAAAAUGUUUUGCACUUACCUAAAGAUGCUGAAGGUGAUUUGGAUUGCAGGAGGCUUGUUGAGCAGCUGAAGGAAUGCCCAACGCUCCAUGAUCAAGCAGAUAUCUUAUAUAUCUUGCAUAUACUAAAAGGCGCUGACUGGGACACAGAGCUGGAUGGACAGUACGGCGUCACCGUUCAUUGCCUACUCAACGAGCUCUACAGAAAGGCAGGCCUCAAUCAAGAGUGGGGCUUGAUCCGUUAUAUUUCCGGUGUUCUCAAAAAGAGAGUGGAAGUCCUGGCUGAGGCAUGCACAGACCUUCUCUCGCACCACAAGCAGCUUACUGUGGGCCUGCCACCAGAACCCCGUGAGAAAAUCAUUACCACCCCACUGCCACCUGAGGAGCUCACAGAUCUUAUUUAUGAAGCCAGCGGCCAAGACAUCAGUAUCGCAGUUCUGACGCAGGAAAUAAUUAUGUACUUGGCAAUGUACGUCCGGUCACAGCCUAGUCUUUUUGUGGAGAUGCUCAGGCUCCGCAUUGGUCUGAUAAUUCAAGUGAUGGCCACUGAGCUGGCCCGGAGUCUGAAGUGCUCAGGUGAAGAAGCUUCAGAGAGCUUGAUGAAUUUAAGCCCCUUUGAUAUGAAAAAUCUCCUACACCAUAUUCUCAGCGGAAAAGAGUUUGGAGUGGAAAGAAGCUUGCGACCUGUAGAUUCCUCUUCAUCUAGCCCUGCAAUUUCUAUUCAUGAAAUGGGGCACUCUGGAGCAACCAAAACAGAAAGAAGUGGUAUUACUAAAUUGAAGAGUGAGAUGAAGCAGUUCUUUCAUGAGGGCCACUCCAUGUCCAGCAGCAUGUUCACUUCCACGAAAGGCAGUACUCCAUCAUCUCCCACUAGUACUUCUCCUACUGGCUCCAGUGGAGACACGAGCUGGGGUGACCGAAAAGGGCAGUGGCUGCGCAGACGGAGGCUUGAUGGUGCUAUUAACAGAGUUCCUGUUGGCUUUUAUGAGAAAGUAUGGAAAAUCCUUCAGAAGUGCCAUGGUCUGUCCAUUGAUGGGUACGUCCUUCCUUCUUCAACCACCAGAGAGAUGACCCCGUGCGAAAUCAAGUUUGCAGUGCACGUGGAGUCGGUGCUGAACCACGUACCCCAGCCCGAGUACAGGCAGCUCUUGGUGGAAGCUAUUCUGGUUCUCACGUUCCUCUCUGACAUCGAGGUGAACAGCAUCGGGGGCAUCAUCCAUGUGGAUCGCAUCGUGCACAUGGCCAACGACCUGUUUCUGCAGGAGCUGAAAGCAUUCGGAGCUACUGGUAGUAUCUUGGAGAAGGACGUAGCCACAGGAAUUUGCCACUUUUUUUAUGACAGUGCUCCAAGCGGGGCCUAUGGCACCAUGACGUACCUAACAAAAGCCAUAAUUAUUUAUUUACACGACUUCCUGCCUAGCACAGGCUGUGCGAUGCAAUAA